Molecule: messenger RNA, 269 nt
Organism: Racocetra fulgida
Lineage: Eukaryota; Fungi; Glomeromycota; Glomeromycetes; Diversisporales; Gigasporaceae
Source: the annotation of a GenBank genome assembly
CUCAUGGAACUGAUAAUGCCAAACUUCCUCCUCCACCUUCUGUAGAUGCCACAGACCAUUCGACUUUAGCCACUGGAAACAUAGGCCUUGGAUUCGGGCUUACUGCUCUUGCAGCAUUUUGCUCUGCCCUAGGCGAAUCAAUUAAUAAUGAUCUUGAAAAAACUGAUGGCAUAGAUAAAAAUUUGCCAACAACAGUGGUAAGAUCUGAUGAUGCUCAUAGACUCAGAAAUUUGGGCAUUCAAAUUGCUAUUGCCUUGGCUCUUCAGUAA